Messenger RNA from Cyphellophora europaea CBS 101466, 2289 nucleotides. RefSeq lists its product as uncharacterized. Gene Ontology annotation, molecular function: xylan 1,4-beta-xylosidase activity; alpha-L-arabinofuranosidase activity. Gene Ontology annotation, cellular component: plant-type cell wall. The record is from RefSeq and is a predicted model, not a curated record. The transcript is spliced from 2 exons. The coding region runs from base 1 to 2289 and encodes 762 amino acids. Gene Ontology annotation, biological process: arabinan catabolic process; xylan catabolic process. Lineage: Eukaryota; Fungi; Ascomycota; Eurotiomycetes; Chaetothyriales; Cyphellophoraceae.
AUGGCAUCUCCCACCCUCAUCGCCCUUGUGGCGCUCCUGUCGCUAGGUGUUCAUGCCCAAGACCAUCCAGAUUGCGAGAGUGGGCCACUGUCAAAUAACUCGGUCUGCGACACCUCGCUACCGCCACGGCAGCGAGCUCAAGCACUCGUCGAUGCCUUCACGCUGCAGGAGAAGCUCAACCUGACGCACAACAAUUCUCCUGGCGUGCCCAGGCUGGGUCUUCCAACCUACAACUGGUGGGGAGAAGCUCUCCAUGGCGUUGCCGCCGCACCUGGCGUUGACUUUGCCGAGGAUGGGGAGUGGUCGUACGCCACCUCUUUUCCUCAGCCAAUCACUAUGGCCGCUGCCUUUGACGAUGAUCUCAUCUACGCCAUCGGCGACGUGAUUAGUACCGAGGCCAGGGCCUUCAACAACGCCAAUCGAUCAGGACUUGACUACUGGACUCCCAACAUCAAUCCCUUCCGGGACCCUCGCUGGGGUCGCGGCCAAGAAACACCUGGCGAGGACACUUACGUCGUUAAACGCUACAUCGACAAUAUGGUGACCGCUUUACAAGGCGGGCGCAACCUUGAGCAGUAUAAAAUCAUUGCAACCUGCAAACACUAUACAGCUUACGAUAUGGAAUUCUGGCAAGGUAACACCCGCUAUGGCUACGAUGCCAAGGUCUCGCCUCAUGACAUGAGCAGCUACUACAUGCAGCCUUUCGUGCAGUGCGCGCGAGACACCAAAGUCGGCAGCAUCAUGUGCUCAUACAAUGCCAUCAACGGAGUCCCCGCAUGUGCGAACGGCUACAAUAUUGAGACCAUCCUGCGCGGCCACUGGAACUGGACAGCGGACGAGAACUACAUCACCUCGGACUGCACCUCCAUACAAAACAUGUACACCGACCACCACGCCUUCGACUCGCGGCAGCAGACCGUAGCGGCGGCUCUAAACGCAGGCGUCGAUGUCGACUGCGGUUACUACAACCCCACCUGGCUCGCCUCCGCCUACAGUCAAGGUCUCUUCGACGAAGCAACACUCGACACCUCCUUGCUCCGCCUGUACACCGCCCUCGUCAAGAGCGGGUACUUCGACCCACCGACCUCACCAUGGCGCUCACUGGCAUGGAGCAACGUCUCGACUCCCGACUCAGAGGCGCUCGCCCUGAAGAUUGCCGAAGAAGGCAUCGUGCUGCUCAAGAACGACAACGACAUCCUCCCCCUCACCAUCUCCUCAGACCGCAACUACACCAUCCUCAUGGCGGGCGGCUGGAUCAACGCCACAGAGCAGAUGCAAGGCAUCUACGCCGGUCCCGCGCGCACGCUCGUAUCCCCCUGGAUGGCACUGCAGAACGUCUCCAACCUGGUGGUCGAGACCUUCCAGUGGUACGAGUCCCCUCUCCUAGUGGCGGAGCGCCUGCAGCCCGACCUGAUCCUGUGGAUCGACGCCACGAACGAAGGCGCCGAGGAGACCGAGGACCGCAACACCAUUAAGUGGGACCUCAUGCAGGUGGACGCGCUGGAGAUGCUGGCCUUGACGGGCAUCCCCACCGUGGCGGUGCACAUGGGCGAGCAGUGCGACGACGCGGCCAUCCUGGCCAACGACAACAUCUCCGCCCUCGUCUGGGCGGGCUACCCGGGCAUGCUGGGCGGGCAGGCGUUGGUGAACGUGCUGCUGGGUGACGCGGCGCCCGCGGCUCGCAUGCCGCUCACACAAUACCCCACCGACUACGUGCAUUUGGUGCCCAUGACCGACAUGGGUCUGCGUCCCAACAACGAAACUGGCAAUCCAGGCCGCACGUACAAAUGGUACGACAAUGCGACCAUCGACUUUGGCUACGGCUUGCACUACACCAACUUCAGCGCCGCCAUCAGCCCUCCAAGCAAUACCACCUCUACCUUCGACAUCGCCUCGCUCAUCUCCUCGUGCGACCAAACAGGCCUCACGCACGUCGAGCUCUGCCCCUUCCUCCCCUUGUCGCCCCUACAAGUCAACGUCAGCAACACCGGCGCCGUGACCUCCGACUACGUCGCCCUCGCCUUUAUAGCCGGCGAGUUUGGGCCGGCGCCGCAUCCGCGCAAGUCGCUCGUGGCGUACCAGCGGUUGUUCGGCGUGGCGCCCGGUAGUGCGCAGAUGGCGAAGCUGAAUCUCACGCUGGGGAGUCUGGCGAGGCAUGAUGAAAUGGGGAACCAGGUGCUGUAUCCGGGGCGGUACAGGGUUGAGGUGGAUGUGCCGGUGCAGGAUGUGUGGGAAUUUGAGCUCACGGGUGGGGAGGUGGUGUUGGAUGAGUGGCCGCAGGAGCAGUGA